Messenger RNA from Nelumbo nucifera (sacred lotus), 357 nucleotides. Lineage: Eukaryota; Viridiplantae; Streptophyta; Magnoliopsida; Proteales; Nelumbonaceae. The record is from RefSeq and is a predicted model, not a curated record.
AUGUUGAGAGGUUUGAGGGAUGCAGUAUCUUGGACAAUAUGGGAAGAAAGAAACUUUCGGAUAUUCUCAGCGGCUGAGAGAGGGGUGGAAGAACUAAAGGCUAUCAUUCAUUUUAGGGUUGUACAGUGGCUAAUAUCUACGGAACUAUUCACAGGUUACACAAUGGAUGGCAUGUUGAGGAAGUGGGGUGAAAUAGCAAAGAGCACACAGACCAAGUCAGUGAUGAGUGUGUCUUGGACACCUUCACCUGCUGGGUUCAUGAAAUUAAAUUUUGAUGGGAGUAGUAUGGGAAACCCUGGACAAUCAGGGAUUGGGGGUGUCUUUAGGGAUGAGAAUGGGGUCAUCCUUGGAAGUUAA